Bursaphelenchus okinawaensis is the source of this 1735-nucleotide messenger RNA. The record is from the annotation of a GenBank genome assembly. Lineage: Eukaryota; Metazoa; Nematoda; Chromadorea; Rhabditida; Aphelenchoididae.
AUGGUAAGGUAAGGUAAGAAAGGGCUGUGUAAAAAAAGCAAGCUAGGGUAAGAUAAUGUACAUUAGGGUAGGGUAGGGAUUUUAACACUCUUUUAGAACUUCAAUGUUAUGUCAUUUUAGUUGGCAUGACGUUAACACAGUAAUAUCUGGAGCAGAUUAACGAUGAUUAAGUUUAUCUUAUCUGAUUAGUUUCUUUAGGACGUCACAAGUUUUGUUCAUUCUUUAAUGAAAAGGUAUGAAUGAACUUCUAAUUGAUAUAGUAAACUCAGACGUAGUAAUUUUAAGUCAUUAUGUAAUAAAGAUUAAGUAAAAGAUUAUUAAUCUUAUAGUAGGCUUAAUUACAUGUUUUUGGGUUUAAAUUUUAGUGUAUUAGAGAUCUUUUUUACAUUAUAUGGCUAUAUAUACCGUUUUGAAAAGUUUUGUCGUUUUUUAUGGGGUAACGUAAUGUAUUUUGGCGACAUUACAUUUUUUCAAAAAAAAAUUGAAAAAUGAUUUUUAGUAGGGAAGGGUUGGGUAAAAUAAAGCAAUAGUUCAUAUUACAGUAAAUUAAGAUUAGAAAAUGACAUUUUUUAACGAAUAAUGCUACAAAAGAACAUUGUUUCGACCAGUAAGAUCACAUUAUCUUUGCAACCAACUUGAAUGUUUAUAUUUUGUAUUUUGUUAGUGAAUAUCAGAUUCUCGGCUUAUCAAAUUUCUAUUGACAAUCGGUGUAUAUGACAUUGUUUUUGGCAUUUUUUAUUUGUUUUUGGAAUACGAAAGAAACAGUAGAAAUUGGCACAACAUUUCUAUUUUUUGUUGUAAAGCUGUAGUCAAAAACGUUUUUUUAAUUGUAAAAUACGAAUAUGUAAAUAUAGAAAGUCUUCAAACUCAUGCUUUAAGUUAAAAAACAUGAUUUUUAGCUUAAAAUAUUAGGUUGUCCGGAAAGUUCUGCAAUAUUUGAGUAGGUAAACUUUGAAAAAUCAGGAAAAAUUUAUUUCUUGACGGAAAGAAAAAAAUUCUUUUUUUGUUUGUUUGUUUGUUACCUAAAUUAUUCAAAAAGGUAAGUUACAUAACUUAAUUUCAUUUUUUUGUAUUGUUUUAGGUAUUAGAAAAAAAUGGAGAAAUCUCGCCUGCGCGAAAUGAAUUCAAACGCGGAAAUACUGCGGCAGAAACCUUCAGAAUCAUAAACGAAAAUGAGGGUAAGAAUGUUUUGAGUUAUUCUACGGUGACCAGAUGGUUCGCAAAGUUUCGUGUGGACGAUGAGAAGCUUGAAGACAAACCACGUGCAGGAAGACCCAGCAAACUUGACAAAGAAGCCCUGAGGCGCAAGAUUGAAGAUGACCCACAUAUUACAAUCCGGGAGUUAGAAGAGUUGCUAAACUGUGGAAAACGUACCAUUGGUGAUCAUUUGAAGGCAAUGGGUAUGGUCAAAAAGUUGGACAAAUGGGUGCCUCACAAUUUGACUGAUCUGCAAAAAGCCAAAAGACGAUGUGCUUCCGAAAAGCUUCUGCAACGCUGCAAAAACGAAGAAUUCUUGGAUCGAAUUGUAACUAUUGACGAGAAGUGGAUCUCGUUUAACAAUACUAGAAGAUCUACAAGUUGGCGUAAGCGUGGAGAAGCUCCUAAGCACGUUCCGAAGCCAGAAUUGCACGAAAAGAAGCUUAUGGUGACUGUCUGGUGGUGUAGCUCUGGAGUGAUCCAGUACGAUUUCAAACUUUCCGGACAACCUAAUAUAUUGAAAUCGCCAGAUUUGUGA